AUAUCUAAAAAAACGAACAGAGCAGAGCAGACCACAUUAUAAGGUUCAUACAUAUCAUGUGAGCUUUCGUUUUGGGGUGUGCUUAAAUUUGUUGUCAGACAAAAAAAGAAAAGUGUUUUGGUUCCUCAUCUUGUCUUACUGUGCUAGUAGCUUUGUGUAGUAAUAUUUGUAAUAAAUUCGAUUUCGGCAGCCCACUCUCUUUUAUUAUUGUCCGUUUAUAUAUAUAUAUACACACAUACACAUAUAGCUAGUGGAGGUGCAAGUAUCAUAACAGUUAUAUGCUUUUAUGAAUACAAGUAUAUAUAGCUUUUCUCUUCUGGUUCUCCUCUUACGUGCGUAGCUUGCUUUCUUAUUAAUUGUUAAUAAUUAGAGGAGAGUUCGUUAGAGUAGUGGUGGGUCAAGUGUUGUUGAGUUAUUCUUCUUCUUAUUAUUAUUAUUUUAAUUUCUUGGUAGGGUUUUCAAAUAUCAGUUUUUAAAGGCUGUAUAUAUAUAUAUGGCUAGUGUUGGUUUUUCUUCUUCUUCUUCUUCUGGUUCUUCAAUGUCGUGUUUAAUGGAAAAUGGAGAUCAGUUGCCGCAUGUGUUGGCCGUAGAUGAUAAUCUUAUAGACCGCAAACUCAUCGAAAAGCUGCUCCAGAACUCUUCUUGCAAAGUAACUACUGCAGAAAAUGGGGCUAGAGCUUUGGAGUUCUUGGGCCUGGGAGAUCGUGGUAGACUCAACUCCCUGGAAGGCAAUAUCUCAAAGGUGAACUUGAUAAUUACAGAUUAUUGUAUGCCAGGAAUGACUGGGUAUGACCUACUUAAGAAAAUCAAGGAAUCGUCAGUGAUGAAGGAGGUUCCUGUGGUUAUUAUGUCAUCCGAAAAUGUCCCAACUCGUAUUAACAAGUGCUUAGAGGAAGGAGCCCAAAUGUUCAUGUUAAAGCCCCUAAAGCAAUCUGACAUAAAGAGACUGAGAUGUCAUUUGGUGAAUUCCAGAGGCUAAAAACAGAAGCACGUGACAAACUGGAGGAAACCAUAGGAAUUUGCUUUUCAUUCUCACUAUGUUUGUGCUAGACUUUUAAUUUAGAAUUUUACCUUCACAUUUAUUUUUAUGUGCAUCAAGAAUUUAAUCAUCAAUCUCACACCUUUUUUUUUUGUCCUGUUUCUGUAGAUUAUGCACUUGAGUUUAUUAUUUAAUUACUGUUUUCAGCCACAAAAUGUAAAUGUAAGUUCGGAAGUUGAAUUUUAGGGAGGAAAAAAAAUGUAUUUCAAAAGA
Humulus lupulus (European hop) is the source of this 1252-nucleotide messenger RNA. RefSeq names its product two-component response regulator ARR17. The transcript is spliced from 5 exons. The record is from RefSeq and is a predicted model, not a curated record. Bases 494 to 979 code for a protein of 161 amino acids. NCBI's taxonomy places the organism in Eukaryota, Viridiplantae, Streptophyta, Magnoliopsida, Rosales, Cannabaceae. Gene Ontology annotation, biological process: cytokinin-activated signaling pathway; phosphorelay signal transduction system.